CCAAUUCCUGCUCCCUUGACCUCAGCAAGAGCCUCAGUUGGUGCCCAUCUGUUGAUACCAGCCCAUUUCUUUUACAGCAGGGAUGGCCUGGCUGAGGUCAACUGUCAGACCAUGAAUGGCGUAGCCUUAACGACACUGAUCUGAGCAAGGCAGUGAGUACGCCUGAGCACAGCUCCUGGAUCCGGGACUGGGGCAGAUUCAUUGGGCCUCCAGUGGAGGAGCCUGCAGGCAGCACCCUUUGCCCACCAGACUGCACAGAGCAUUGAUCCAGCCCAGGGAGCAGGCCCAGGUGGAUGUGCUGUUGCUGCUACAUCAGGAACAUCCUCCAUCCCUCCUCCUCACUUCCUUCCCAGAUGGACCUGCUGAGGUCCUUCUGCAUGGAGCCCGUGGAGGUGUGGCUGCUUGAGUAUCAGGCUUCUCAACUGGACAACUGUGAUGGGCGCACCGUUCACUUGGCUGGGAGGACUCCUCAACAUGAUGCCCACCUGGGGGAAGACAGUGGUCACCAGGACAGCUCUACACCUGGGACGUGCAGAAUCACACCUUGCCUGGAAGACUGCUUGGACCCACAGCCAGUUCCAUGCAGGGGCUGGAGGCCACUCUCAAGCUGCCAGGCUGUGUGGAAGAAGCAGAAAUGCUCGAGCAGUGCCACUCAUGGUACUCGGAGGGAGGUUGUCCAUGGUGAGUUCGCAUUAUUUAAUGAUGCCCAGUACACGACCGACCUCUUUUUGGGGGACUUCCUGGAGGAGGCCAGCUUUGGAGAAGAGGCACUGACACCGGUGGCUGCUGCUAUCCUGGAGACCCCCCAGAACUCCCAGUCCACAUGGGACCUCAAGGAUGCAGAGAACCCCCAAAUGCCAGGGCUGAGCGGGACCCCCGAGUUCAUUCCCCCUUUCACAUCCUAUGAGAGGUAA
Messenger RNA from Galeopterus variegatus (Sunda flying lemur), 914 nucleotides. RefSeq lists its product as uncharacterized. The coding region runs from base 294 to 914 and encodes 206 amino acids. The record is from RefSeq and is a predicted model, not a curated record. The transcript is spliced from 8 exons. Lineage: Eukaryota; Metazoa; Chordata; Mammalia; Dermoptera; Cynocephalidae.